AUGUGCAAUCUGAAGAAUCCUCCUGGCAACUCCUCAGAUCAUGGGUUUGUAUUAUCAAUCUUGCCCCACAACGUGGCCAAAUCGGCUUCCGAAGUAUUCUGGCAUUAUUAUAGCAAGAAGCCGCAACACUCAUCAAUUGACUGGAUUGAAUCAACAAUUCCAUCUCAGUGCUGGAGCCGAUGGACGUUAAGCAUCCUACUUGAGACCCUUGGCAACUUACAGUACGGGUAUAACAUUUCUGUCAAAGGCUUUGACGAUAAGUUUGGCUACUACGCCCAGUGGGUCAAGGACAGCGUUGGUCCUGCCCUCAGUGACUUUAUGGAUGUUGGAACUGGUCAAUGCAACGCCUUCUUUGACUGCAGAUGGAUUGCAGGUGGCACGGGGACUGCCACAGUUCCAUGCACUCAGAUCAGUUCACUAAACAGCGCCUCAGAAAGUUGGAAUCUUGAGUAUACACUGACUGACUCUAAUGGCUUUUACGUAGCGGUCGCAAGCUAG
Molecule: messenger RNA, 498 nt
Organism: Botrytis porri
Lineage: Eukaryota; Fungi; Ascomycota; Leotiomycetes; Helotiales; Sclerotiniaceae
Exons: 1
Coding region: 1-498 (165 amino acids)
Source: RefSeq, a predicted model, not a curated record